UUGAACUGUGAACAACGCAAUACAACCAGGACUAAAGCAAAAGUGGUGCGAACUAACGAAAACAUUGCAGAAUAUCCUCUAAAACCGUUGAAGUAUUCGGUCUUAAUUAAUAUUCAGUGUAAAGAGCAACAGUUUGCUGUUGACGCUUGUGUUGCUUAAAUAGCCACCACAAACAACGGUCACCAACCUACGCAAGCACACACAUAAACACAGUCACACAGGCAUUCAUAUCAGUGCUUGCAAGAUGUCCACCCACCAGCAUAUCAUCCAACGCACCCUGUAUACUCCGACAUUAUUGCUCGCCACUUCAGCCGCUUUUUUAGCGCUCAUCGCUUACGCUGACGCAAAAUCGACGGGCAUAGUUUUGGCACAACAACAACAGCAACCAAACACACUACUCACCGACAUUGACAAUGACGAUAUGCGAGACAAUGAUUUGGGCGAUGCCGCGAACUAUGACAAACGCAUGGAACGUUACGCUUUCGGCUUGGGACGUCGCGCCUACACAUACACCAAUGGCGGCAACGGGAUGAAACGCCUACCGGUCUACAAUUUCGGUCUGGGCAAACGCGCCAGACCCUACUCGUUUGGCUUGGGCAAGCGUGGUGAAUAUGAUGAAGAUCAGUACAUCGAUGACUUGUUGAAUGGCAACGCUAACGAAAUGGCAUUUUUUGACGAGAAACGCAACCGACCCUACAGCUUUGGUUUGGGCAAACGCUCUCUGCAAGAGCCACCACCACACCGAUACGGUUUCGGACUGGGACGCCGUUAAAUGCCGUACGCAUACGCAAGCACCUCCAAAACAAAAACAACAGCUAUCAUGAAAAAACACUAACACAAACAUAUGUACAUGCGGGCAUCAUUUGACUUUUGGUGGCGAUCCACGAAGAAAAAAAUUGCGAAAAGUCAACUGAAAACAAAAUAUACACAUAUACAUUUAUAUUACUAUUAGUAUUUACUACUAGUCAGCAAUGAACGAUUGGCUGAUUUGAAAGCCAGAUUGGUUGGGUGCAGGGCAAAGUUUCCAUGCCGUCUGGUUUUCAAAUGUGCCGCUUUGUUGCAAUGAUCAAACUGUUUUCAUUUGUGUUAUUACUAAAUGUUAGCAAAACACUAAGCUGAAUCUUAAGUUGGGGAGCAUACACACAUACACACACACAAACAAACUAAAAUGUCAAAUAAUCAAAAUCUAUUGCCAAUUACAUUCAAUUACGUGUGAAUAUAUAUAUAAUUUUAGAAGCAUUUUCCCUUGCAUGUGUACUGAAAUCAUAUUUUACAACAACAUACAUACAUAUACUAAUACUUAUAUACUAACAUACCUGUAUGUAUGUAAUAUUUGUCAAUAAUAUAGUAAUGUGUGUACAGUAAUGGCAAAUGUAGUAUAUAAUGAAUGUAAUAGUGGACACUGAAUUGUUGUUGCUGCAGAUAUAUGAACUUAACGUUAGCUUAUACUUAUGUAUGUAUUUAACAGUUAUAUAUAACUAUAUAAAUAUAACAAAACGGAGUCAAAGCAAGGCAAUUGAAUACUUAAUGAAGGCAAAACAUAAUAUUAAAAAUAAAAUAAAAUAAAAAWACAAAGCAAGCAUUAAAGCAUAGUAAGCAAAUAUUUUAAAAUAUAAUAUCUGUAUAAAAAUCUGUAUGUAUGUAUAUGUAGAGAGAGGUAACCUGAUCUGUAGAAAUGAGUAACAAAAAUACAAAAGUGCUAAUCAGAGUUAAAAAUAUUAAACAAAUAUUAUAUAAACGAA
Molecule: messenger RNA, 1742 nt
Organism: Bactrocera latifrons
Lineage: Eukaryota; Metazoa; Arthropoda; Insecta; Diptera; Tephritidae
Product: allatostatin-A
Exons: 3
Coding region: 245-772 (175 amino acids)
Molecular function (GO): neuropeptide hormone activity
Source: RefSeq, a predicted model, not a curated record